Molecule: messenger RNA, 2267 nt
Organism: Epinephelus fuscoguttatus (brown-marbled grouper)
Lineage: Eukaryota; Metazoa; Chordata; Actinopteri; Perciformes; Serranidae
Gene: rtcb
Product: RNA 2',3'-cyclic phosphate and 5'-OH ligase
Exons: 12
Coding region: 291-1808 (505 amino acids)
Biological process (GO): tRNA splicing, via endonucleolytic cleavage and ligation
Cellular component (GO): tRNA-splicing ligase complex; nucleus
Molecular function (GO): RNA ligase (ATP) activity
Source: RefSeq, a predicted model, not a curated record
AGCUUUAAACUCCGACUUAUUAAAUAUUACGGUAUUAAAUACAACUCUGACAACACUAAUCACCCUACGUGUUCUCCAUAUUUAGUUAAAUAUUAUCAAGACUUUAUAUACAUCGUCGUUUAAAGUUAGAAGUGAAAUUUUAAUGCGUCACGCCAAAUUGAUAUGCGCGUUUUGCUGUCAGAAAGCUUGCCGGCGUCCGUACUGCUCUGACUGCUGACACUUUGCAUCAAAGAACCGGUGAAACGCAGCGUUAAACUCCCGAAACAUCAACGCUUUUGUGACCAGGAACGAUGAGCCGCAGUUAUAAUGAUGAGCUGCAGUAUCUGGAUAAAAUCAGCAGCAACUGUUGGAGGAUUAAAAAAGGUUUCGUGCCCAACAUGCAGGUUGAGGGAAACUUCUACGUGAACGACGCUCUGGAGAAACUGAUGUUUGAGGAGCUUCGUAACGCCUGUCGAGGAGGAGGUGUGGGAGGAUUCCUUCCAGCCAUGAAACAAAUCGGGAACGUGGCAGCGCUGCCGGGGAUCGUACACAAAUCCAUCGGUCUCCCUGAUGUUCACUCUGGAUAUGGAUUUGCGAUCGGAAACAUGGCGGCCUUCGACAUGGGCGACCCCGAUGCUGUGGUGUCUCCAGGCGGUGUUGGUUUUGACAUAAACUGCGGCGUCCGUCUUCUGAGGACGAACCUGGACGAGGGAGACGUUCAGCCGGUGAAGGAGCAGCUCGCCCAGUCGCUGUUCGACCACAUCCCAGUGGGCGUCGGAUCCAAGGGAGUCAUCCCCAUGGGGGCCAAGGACCUGGAGGAGGCUCUGGAGAUGGGCGUGGACUGGUCUCUGAGGGAGGGCUACGCCUGGGCAGAGGACAAGGAGCACUGUGAGGAGUACGGCAGGAUGCUGCAGGCCGACCCCAACAAAGUGUCCUCCAAGGCCAAGAAGAGAGGCCUGCCGCAGCUGGGGACGCUGGGAGCAGGAAACCACUACGCUGAGAUCCAGGUGGUGGACGAGAUCUACAACGACUACGCCGCCAAGAAGAUGGGCAUCGACCACAAGGGCCAGGUGUGUGUGAUGAUCCACAGCGGCAGCAGAGGGCUCGGACACCAGGUCGCCACAGACGCUCUGGUUGCCAUGGAGAAGGCGAUGAAGAGAGAUAAGAUCACGGUGAACGACCGUCAGCUGGCCUGCGCUCGCAUCACGUCACAGGAAGGACAGGACUACCUGAAGGGCAUGGCCGCUGCAGGAAACUACGCCUGGGUCAACCGCUCGUCCAUGACCUUCCUCACCAGACAGGCCUUUUCCAAAGUGUUCGGCACGACGCCGGACGACCUCGACAUGCACGUGAUCUACGACGUCUCUCACAACAUCGCCAAGGUGGAGGAGCACAUCGUGGACGGGAAGCAGAAGACUCUGCUGAUCCACCGCAAAGGAUCCACCCGAGCGUUCCCCCCACACCACCCGCUCAUCCCCGUAGACUACCAGCUCACAGGUCAGCCGGUGUUGAUCGGAGGGACGAUGGGGACCUGCAGCUACGUCCUCACCGGUACAGAACAAGGCAUGACGGAGACAUUCGGCACCACCUGUCACGGAGCGGGUCGCGCUCUGUCUCGAGCAAAGUCCCGCAGGAACCUGGACUUCCAGGACGUCCUGGACAAACUGGCUGAUCAGGGCAUCGCCAUCCGGGUGGCUUCACCCAAACUGGUCAUGGAGGAGGCGCCCGAAUCAUACAAAAACGUGACAGACGUCGUCAACACGUGUCACGACGCUGGCAUCAGUAAGAAGGCAAUCAAACUGCGACCAAUCGCCGUGAUUAAAGGCUGAAGCUGCACGACUCGACGCUUAAAGACUAUUUACACUAAACGGGAAGGAUGUCAUGAUGUCCGGUACUCCUGGACAGGGAUCUUGAAAAGUAGAUGAUACUUGCUUUUUUUUGGUGUGUGUGUUGGUUUGGAAUGAAUUUAUGUUGACGGGAAAAUGAGAUCGAAAAAGAAAAUUUAAUUUCUAACCUGAAAAAAUGUUUUUUUUUGUGUUAAUGCCAAAUCUGUGAUCUGAAUAAAGAUGGUCACUUAAAACGCCAUUGUACUCCAUUACAGUGCACUGAGUUUUGGCUUGGUCGCCUUAACUUUGGUUAUGUGAUGCCUAGAAAUAAGUCUAAAUGUUGGUGAGGGAGAGGGACGAGAAGAAUAAAACAACCAAGGUCUGUAGAAGACCAUCUCUGAGCGAUGGCUGUUCCUUGAAUUCUGUUGAUCAAUAAAUAAAAACAAGAAGUCUGAUAUCUCA